CGGGUUGACAAUGUUAUUUGUAUGUUUCAAAUUUUGUUUAGUCACGGAAUGAUUGUAGAAUAAUCAAGAAAAUUCGAUAUAGUAUAAAAGUCAUUUUAAAUUAUUCAUCGUGAACAGUGUUUUGUUGAAAGUGGUAACCGGUCAAUGUUAUAUUGCGACGUUAAAUCGAUACUAAUAUUUAAAACAUGGAGCUCCCCCAUCUGGGUAAGCAUUGCUCCAAAUCUGGUUGCAACAAAUUAGAUUUUUUACCCAUCAAAUGCGACGCUUGCGAUUAUUUAUUUUGUGAUGAACACUACGUUUAUUCUUCACACGACUGCCAAAAUUCCUACAAAAAAAACAACCAAGUACCUGUGUGUCCACUGUGUAACAUUCCGAUCCCCAUUCAGAAGGGUCAGCAUCCGGACUACGUCGUGGGGGCACAUAUCGACUCUGAUUGUCAGAGCGACCCAGCAAAAAACCAUAGAAAAGUGUUCACUAACAAGUGCUCUUAUAAAAAGUGCAAAACAAAGGAGGUCAUACCUGUUAUUUGUAAAGACUGUUCCACAAACUUUUGCUUGAAACACAGACACCCAACAGACCACAAUUGCGAGGGAAAAAGCGCCCGAAAUAAAUGGGUAUUUCAGUCUCAAGUGAGUGCAUCCCAAAAUAUACAAGGAAGUCUAUCAGAAGAUGAGGCAUUAGCCAGAGCAUUAGCUAUGUCAAUGCAAGAUAACAUUUCAUUCAGCAAAAAGACGCAAGAGGAGUUGGAUUUAGCUUUAGCAAGACAGCUUCAAGCAUCUGAGGCUCAGGCAACAACUGCCGCUCGAAGUUCACGUGAUAGGUGCAAUGUUUCAUAAUUUUAGUUGCAUUUUUGACUCUCCCAGGG
Messenger RNA from Cylas formicarius (sweet potato weevil), 865 nucleotides. RefSeq names its product AN1-type zinc finger protein 2A-like. The coding region runs from base 186 to 836 and encodes 216 amino acids. The transcript has a single exon. Gene Ontology annotation, cellular component: endoplasmic reticulum; cytoplasm. Lineage: Eukaryota; Metazoa; Arthropoda; Insecta; Coleoptera; Brentidae. The record is from RefSeq and is a predicted model, not a curated record. Gene Ontology annotation, molecular function: zinc ion binding. Gene Ontology annotation, biological process: protein targeting to ER; proteasome-mediated ubiquitin-dependent protein catabolic process.